AUGCGCGCCGGCGACCGAUAUGGCCCCCGCCCGGGCGCCAUGCCGCCGGCUGGCGCCGACGACGAGGAGACCCGGCGGGUCGCGGCCCUGCUGCUGCGCGGCGCCCGCGAGCAGGAGGAGCGGGCCCAGGAGACAUCCUCGAGACAGUGGUGUCCAAGUCGUGCACAGAGGUGGAGAUUAUCCCGCAGGGCGGCGCGCGGCAUGCUGGGCGCCCUGGUGCGGCGCAGCUCCCAGGAGAACCUGGCCGUGGUGCGCCUCGGGCGCGGCCUGGGCGCCCGCGAGGUCGAGCUCCCUCUGGACGACGUCUGCGAAUACGCUUGA
Messenger RNA from Prorocentrum cordatum, 321 nucleotides. NCBI's taxonomy places the organism in Eukaryota, Dinophyceae, Prorocentrales, Prorocentraceae. The record is from the annotation of a GenBank genome assembly.